UUACAUGUUCAGGAUUUGCACUAUUCUCUCCAGGAGUUGUUAAAAAGUCAUCAAGAAAGUCUUAAGAUGCAGAAGGAGGUGGUGAAAGACAGACAGAAGAACCUGGCUGCAAAACAGUCUGAAAUCAGUAGAAAGUCUUCUGUGAUAAAGGAGAGCAUAAUAAGAAAGCAUCUGGAGAUACAAGACCUCCUUGACCGGAACCUGAGGACCACGCUGUCGCACCUGGAGGUUGAGGAACAAGCUGCUGUCUCAGCUCUAGAUUGGCUAAUGGAGAAGGACUUACCUCUGAUACAGGAGAUUGAACAACAACUGGCUGCAAUCACAGUGACACUGGACCACAUGGACACUGGUGAUUAUGUAAUGUCAGACCACCAAGGUGCAGGGAUGAUAGACAGAGUUUCAAGUUUGCUCGAUCGCUCAGAGAGUUGCAACGUAAGCUUGGACGACGCCAAAACUAAGCAGAUUCUAAGCCACACUGACAACAUGCUUCUGCUCGUCUCCUCCCUCACUCCUACGAUGAAGAAUCUUGUGAAAAGUUAUUCCAGUGACGUGUGCUUGGAUCCUGACACAGCCCAUCCUAAUCUUCUCAUCUCUCCUAAAGGCAACAGUGUCACCUACACAGACACAUGGAAGGAGCUUCCUGACAGCCCUUCACGCUUUGACGCCACUCUGAAUGUCAUCAGCUUGCAAAGCUUCAGCUUCGGCCGUCAUUACUGGGAGAUGGACGUCACUGGCAAGACAUACUGGGAGCUCGGUGUCACUUAUCCCAGUAUUCAAAGGAAGGGGGUCGCUGAGAACUGCUGGCUGGGUCGAGGAGAUGAGUCGUGGUGUGUGGAGUUUUUUAACGGGGAGUACACAGCAUGGCACCGAGGGGUGCCGCGUCAGCUGCUUGUCACAAAACAGUUUUGUCGGAUUGGAAUAUUUUGUAAUUUCCUAGCUGGGACGGUGAUGUUUCUGGGCGCGGAUGAUAUGUCACCGCUAUUCUGCUUCUGUGCAGGGAGCUUCUCUGACAGCCUCCACCUGGCCUUGUGUCCAGGCCACUCCCACAAUGGAACAAAUGCAAAACCUAUUGUAAUCUGCAGUGCAACAUCUCCAUCUCCGCUUGUUUAA
Molecule: messenger RNA, 1110 nt
Organism: Nerophis lumbriciformis (worm pipefish)
Lineage: Eukaryota; Metazoa; Chordata; Actinopteri; Syngnathiformes; Syngnathidae
Source: RefSeq, a predicted model, not a curated record